Trichoderma atroviride IMI 206040 is the source of this 261-nucleotide messenger RNA. RefSeq lists its product as uncharacterized. Gene Ontology annotation, cellular component: mitochondrion. Gene Ontology annotation, biological process: mitochondrial respiratory chain complex IV assembly. The record is from RefSeq and is a predicted model, not a curated record. Lineage: Eukaryota; Fungi; Ascomycota; Sordariomycetes; Hypocreales; Hypocreaceae.
AUGUCUCAGGCAUCUAGAAUUGCCCUCGCCACGACAUCCACAUUCACCUGUGGAAUGAUUGCAUGGGUUCACUUCAGACAACGAGAAGAGAAAAAUACUAUGCAUCAGGGCGUUGUCCGUGACAUGGAGCGACAGCGCAUCAAGAGAGAGCGUGAAUUGGACUUUGAUAUGCAGCGCCAGUUGGAGGCAGAGUACAAGCUCGAGCAGAAUGUUCACAAUUCACUGGAACCUCUGGGCAACAAUUCAGCCCCGCCAAAGUAA